AGUCCGUCUAGCUGUGGCGUGUGGGGCUGUCGUGCAACUUUCCAUUCCCAUUCGUUGGGAUCUACUUCGGUCGCGCGGUUGUAUGGUGCAUAUCUCGCUUGUCGGGCGACGCUACUCAGCAUCCCAGAGUGCGGUUCACGGUCGGUUCCGGUUCUGCUUUGUCGUUGCCUGGGGUAAGUGGGGAGGCAAGGCGAAACGUGUUUCGAGUUUGCAUACGCAGUGUAACGUAGGAAUUUGAGGAUUGUGUUUUUUCGGUAGGCCACCGCAAUGUCACGACUCUGCCGAAAUUAAGUGACUGUAAUUGACGGUGAAGAGAGUGGUCUGUGUCGUGUUGUGCGUAGCAAAAUCGUGACGGAAAUCGUAAAAUUUAUUUUCAGUGAGUUGGUCAUUCUUGGAAGCUGUCUUGGAAGAUCGUCAUUUGGAACCACGCGACAGUAGAAGCCAAGCCUGGCGAACUUCGCGAGACAGCCAGCGUUUAUUGUGUUGUUGUAGCCGAAUUGGGAACACAAAGAGAGGUCGGGGAACUGGAGUAUCCGUUAUUUGCGGAACGGGAACUGACGCUUUCAUCUCCGGUCGGGUCUGAGUUGGGAAAGAAAGAGCACACCUCCAGGAGAGAAAGAACUUCGCAAAAGUGCGCGCUCGAAGGCGAAGGUGGUUGUCCCCACAGCAUCCCCAGACGUUGCAUUGAAGUCAGCUGUUUGCAUCUCGGGGCCAACAAAGCACCCGUAAGCGUGAAAACUAGACACGAGACGAGCCUGGAAAUACCUAUGCCGCAGAGGAAGUAGACUAUGGCCAGGCAUGAUGGCGGUGGUGAUGGUUAUGGUCAGCCACUGAAGUAUGAUCCCGAGUUCCAAGGACCCCUAUCGAAGCGGUCUUGCACGGAUAUUCCGUGUCUUUUUCUGUUCAUCGCCUUCCUAGCGGGCUGGGGAGCGGUGGCCUACUACGCGCUUCAUAAUGGCGACUUGGAACGGCUGCUCGUCCCGACCGAUUCGAACGGUCUCAAAUGUGGUGUAGAUAGUGAGGUUCAGAAAGAACCCUACUUGGUGUUCUUCGAUAUAAGUGAGUGUGCCAAAUACGAUGUUCCACUGUACGGCUGCAAGACUCCGCAGGUUUGCGUCCAGGAAUGUCCCACCGAAGAUUUCCGGUUCGAUUUAAACAAUUGCAAUGGCAAUUCCCUCAGUACCAUACGAUCGCAGUUGAUUUGCGAUCGAAAUGUGCAGAAAGAUCAGCUCACCUGCAAUGACAUUCAAUCGCUUAUCGAUCGAAACCGUUGUGCUAAGUAUUAUCGCAAAAGCGUUCCAUUCGCUAAGCGAUGCAUCUCGGACUUACCAGAAUCCGAGUGUCCCUACAUUCCACCAAAGUACCAGCUAGCUCCGUCCCCAAAAGAAGACUUCCGAUCCGGCAAACAACUGUCCGCCGAGAUGCGAGACUGUGCCAACCAGCGGCGCCGAGGCCGGCAAUUGCUGGUCGAUCGCGUUACCAAACUGCAGUCCUACUUUGCCCGCUACGUGGAUAACUUGCUGUCGCACGUUACCAACGAUACCAGUGUUCACCAGACCGGUCAGAUGGUUGUGGAGGACAUCCUGCAGUCGUGGCGCAUGGUGAUCGUAUUCCUCGUGGUAUCCCUAUUUGCCAGUUUGAUCUUCAUCACGAUGCUCCGUUGGAUCGCUAAGCCGAUGGUGUGGAUUUCGAUUCUCGGUGUCAUCGCCGCCAUUUGCUACGGUGUGUACUACAGCUACGAGCAGUACAACUAUAUCAGUCAGCAUCCGGUUGAAAGCCACGUCAACGUUUCGCCCAAUCUGAGUUCACUGGUCAACUCGUGGUUCAAAUCGGACCAGACCUGGCUGUGGAUACUGAUCAUCCUGUCGAUCGUACUGGUGGUGCUGUUGCUAGUUAUUCUAGUCCUCCGGAAGCGCAUCGUGAUCGCCAUCGCGCUGGUCAAAGAAGGCAGCAAGGCCGUCAGUGCAAUCUUCUCGACCGUGUUCUUCCCGAUCAUCCCGUGGGCACUGCAUAUUGUGGUGAUUAUGUUUUCGGUCUUGGUCGGCUUGUACCUUGCAUCAAUCGGAGAAUCUAUCCAUCGGGUGUACGGGUUGAACGCUUCGGUGUCUUGCGUAUGUGACAACGGUUACCGGGAUGGAGACAUCUGCAAUCCGACAGUGUUCAACGAUCAUUGUCGGAACUCGUUGAUAAGGGCGCCGGAUGCUCGCUGCACCGACGCGGCCUGUCACUUUCAGGAAAUCAGUAGCCCCAAGGAGGUCGGAUAUUUCCAUGCCGUCAACGUGCUUGGAUUCUUCUGGGGGAUUUGCUUCGUGUCAGCGUUCGGUGAUAUGGUUUUGGCGUUCACCUUCGCCACUUGGUAUUGGACAUUCCGAAAAAAGGAAUUGCGAUUCUUCGUGCUGACAACGGGAUUUUUGCGAACGGUUCGCUACCACCUGGGCACAUUGGCAUUCGGAUCGCUAAUCAUCGCCAUCUGUAAGAUCAUCCGGGCUUUGCUGGAGUACAUCGAUCACAAGCUGCGAAAGUACGACAACGGAGUGGUGAAGGCUGUGCUGUGUCUGUGCAAGUGCUGUUUCUGGUGCCUGGAGAGUUUCCUCAAGUUCCUGAACACUAACGCGUACAUCAUGUGUGCGAUCCACGGGAAGAACUUCUGCUCCAGCGCUAAGGAUGCGUUCAGUCUGCUGGCAAGGAAUAUCCUAAGGGUGAUUGCGCUGGACAAGGUGACAGGGUUUCUGUUCUUUUUGUCGAAACUGCUGUUAGCCUGUGGAAUGGCGGCGGUGACUUACACGUUCUUUGACAGUGGACCGACGAAACCGCUGCACUAUCCGUUCGUACCGGCGAUUUUGGUAUUCGUCGGGACGUACGUGAUCGCGUCGGUUUUCUUCAGUGUGUACUCCGUGGCGGUGGAUACAUUGUUCCUGUGUUUCUUGGAAGACUGUGAACGAAAUGACGGCAGCCAGGAGAAGCCCUACUACAUGUCCAAGAGCUUGAUGAAGAUUCUGGGAAAAAAGCAGAAAUUCGACACAUCUCGUUGAACAAACCAAAGUCGGAAUCGAUCAUCUAAACUGAUGUUAGUACGUAGCAAUCAUUGUAAGUGAUAAGGCCAAAGUGAAUAUUUAAAGUUCCCAAUCCCACGAACAAGAAACAAAAAAAAACGAAUGGUGCAAUCAAAACGGCAGAUAUAUGUUUAGACAGAAUAGAUCAAAGAGAGCUAGGAACAUUAUGUAGAGGAAUAAGACUUAUCCCGAACUCAUUUCAGCUCAGCGUGAUUUUGUCUAAUUAGGAAUGGGAUUGAAUCACGAAUCAACCAGUUGUAUGUUUGUAUGCAUAUUUCUCAACUUCAUGACCGAAGUUAAACAUACUUCGUAUUCACAGAAACAUAAAGCUGUAAGGGAUACGUAUUUUGAUAUAAACCUAUUUAUAUGAGUCAACAUAUUAGCUCUAGUUGUUAAGUGGAUCGCAUGUGAAAAAGUUAUUGUGUUUCAAGAAAAAAGAAUGAAAUGUGAUUGACAGUGAUAGUCAGAGAUGGAUUAAUAAUAUAUUGAAGUGAAGUAAAGAAUAUACCUCGAUGAA
Molecule: messenger RNA, 3570 nt
Organism: Armigeres subalbatus
Lineage: Eukaryota; Metazoa; Arthropoda; Insecta; Diptera; Culicidae
Gene: Ctl2
Product: choline transporter-like 2
Exons: 10
Coding region: 789-3032 (747 amino acids)
Biological process (GO): transmembrane transport
Molecular function (GO): transmembrane transporter activity
Source: RefSeq, a predicted model, not a curated record